CAUUUUCAAAACUCACCCGCCAUGAUUGUUGUGUUAUUUCGAGCUGAACUAGUUUAGACGGUCCGUUGUUUUUUUUUUCGGACGUGAGAAAAGAAAGCUUGUUUUUUUUUGUAGCGUUUUGGGAAUAAGAGAAAGAUAUUAGAACAUGGAGUCUCGUUUUUCCCACCUACGCCAGCGGGACACCAGUGUGUCAAUGAUGAGGGUGAAAAUGUCCCGCAGGAGGUCUCAGUCCCAGAAAGAGAACAGAGAUCGAGCUUUGAACUCAAGAAGACAGCUCGACCAAGUCCCAGAGCUGGAUGUCUCAUCCAUGGAUGCCUCCAUUGCCAUGGCCAACAUGUCAAUCAUACCAGAGGCGAUGCAGAACAAGACAAAACAAGCAAAAAAUGACGCUGUAGAUGAGAGGCUGAAGCAGCUUGUGCGCUGGAAAGAGCGUAAGACUCUUGAGAAGGAGAAAGAAAAGAGAGAGAAGGAGCGCAAAGGAAUAUUUAAGACUGGCGUUUAUCAUCACAAGGACACCUUUCCCCUUGCCUCCCUGCCUGCAGUCCCAGCUGCCUCAACCACAGCUAAGGAGACGAGAGUAAACGCAGCUCCAUCUCAGAGUACCAGAGUCACUCGUUCGAUGAAGCAGCAGGAAGUGCAGAGGCCUCUGAAACUGCAGAAUCCAAAUGCAUCAAGGAAAGCACAACCUGCAGCAGAGAAAUCGAACCGGACCCGUGCAGCUACUGUAAAACCUGCAGUGGAGCCAGCUGUACGAGCGUCCAGAUCAGCCAACAGGCCUCCUGUUACAGCAGCUCCAGUGGUGAAAGACAAGCACAAGGACAAGCCUGCAGAUGUUCGGACCACAAGAAGCAGAGUGGUUGUCAACCCUGUGCCCCCCUUAUCUGACAGGAAAAAGAACUGUAAAGCAGCUGUCAACGUGGUCCUGCCUACUAAACAUAUGGAACCUGAGAUUCAGAAGCCAGAGGAAAACUGUCCCCCCAGCCUGACACCCACUCCCGAAGAGGAAGACAUGAUGGUGGAUGAAGCUCACGUUGUCUCAGACUCUGUCCCUGCUGUGGUACCUGAUGAAGCACCAACUUCUGUAUCAUCUUUUGCACCAGAGGGUUUUACCUUCCAGGCUCCGACUGGGUUAUCCUUAUUUAGGUUUGAGCCUCUCACUCCUCGGUCAGCGGACGCCUUUCUCACACCAAGCUCCAGCUUCAAUCUCCCAGCAGCCCCUUCAUUCAACGAUGAGCCUCAGGCUGAGGUGACUGAAGCAUCCCCUCCUAAAUCCCCUCGCCGCUCUCUGGCUCAAACAUCUCCCAAUGAGGCUCCUCCCGCUCCAGGAAGCCCACUGGAGUCAAAGCAUGACGUACCGUACUUCAGAUCAGAAAUGUCCAAUGAGACCAACAGACUGACGGCUCUGUGUGACCACUGGGAGCCCAAAGUAGAGGAUGAAUCUAUCCCAGAAGAGAUGAGAGACAGCAUCCGGACAGCCGUCGGCCAAGCCCGGCUGCUGAUGAAGGAGCGCUUCAAGCAGUUCAGCGGUCUGGUGGAUGACUGUGAUCUGGGCCGAGGGGAGAAGAUCACUACCUGCUCUGACCUGCAGGGAUUCUGGGACAUGGUGUACUACCAGGUAGAGGACGUCUACAAGAAGUUUGACGCUCUGAAAGAAGCGGAGAGCAGAGGGUGGGUGGAGGAGCAGAAGCCCCAACCACGACAGAGGAAAGUAGUGAAGAAACCAUCAGCUGCACCUGUAAAACCGGUGGGGACUAAAGCAGCAGCAAAGUCUCGCCUGGCUGCUGCCAAAGCAGCUAUGAAAGCCAAACACCAGGCAGCUGAGGCGGAGAAAAUAGCAAAGGAUGCUGGGAACAAUGAUGACAACCUGAGUUUGAAUUCCCAGGAGCCUCAACCUCAAGAAGAGGCCAAAGUGGCUGACACGGUGGUGUUUGAUGGAGGUUUCUUCAAGGUGGAGAGUCCAGUCAAAGCAUCAGGUUCAAUGAGGAGAUCCAGUCGUCUCAGUGCAGCCGUGCUCCCGCAGGCCUCCCCCUGCACAAACUACCUCUCACCCAGAAGAGUCACCCGCAGAUCCCUUGCUCUGGCACAGACCCCCAAUAACAUCGCCGCCUCUCCCGCUAAGCCCGGCCCCACCCCUGCCAGCUUCCAUCUCACCCUCGAACAAACCCCAGCACAGGCUCUGAAAUCUCAGCGAGGGACUCCAAAGUCAACCCAGAAGAGAAAGGACCCUGUAAACGUCUCUCUCUGUUUCACACCAGUCAGGGAUGUUCUUUCUGACGCCACCAAGCCUGAGGCGAGCCCUGCGUGCCAACCAGAAACAGUCCCCACACUGGAAAGCACAGCCACGCCUGUGUUUUUACUUCCAUCUAUUUCUGUAGUGGAAGAGCAGGACAAACUAGAAAAAGCAAUCAGUAAUGACCUCACCCUCUCUCCAAGACUUUCCCUCUCCCUGUGCGAAACACCUCUCCCUGUCUCAAAAGCCCCUGAGCCUUCCUUUCUGAGUUUCAUGAUAUCCCCUUGUGGGACUCCCAGCCAGCCUCCCAGCUCCUCUGCUGCUGAUGUGGAGGCCCAAGAAUCUGUUUGUCACACACCUGACAGCUCAGUUAUUGAGGAGAUUCCAGGGUUGGACUUUGAGCGCUAUCUCCAGCCUUCACAGAGAUGUAGCAUGUCACCAGGGGAGACAGCUGCUGUAGAGACGCUAUCACCCAUGGCAGUGGAUGUAGAGAUGGAGAGUCCCAGAGGCCAAUCAGAGGACAUUAUUACUCAGCAGGACCCAGCAGAGCCAUCAGUGCCUUCGGUGUUGACUCUUCAGUCACCACAGACCCAGUCAGCUGAGUCUGAGAUGCUCCCCUUCACCCCAAACAUGAAGGACCGGAUUCGGCAGUCCGUCUGUCCGAGCGACCUCAUGGUCUUCACCCCGCCCCUCUAAUGUGAAGCAAAGAGUGUUUCUUUUCAAAUUUCUCUUGCUUAUUAUAAACUGCUUUUGUUACGUAUGAUAUCCAAGUGAUUUUGAGAUAUUUUUAGACAAACAGAAAAUAGUUGUGUCCGUCAAGAUGUUUUUAUUAAAGUUCUAGCUACAACAAUA
Molecule: messenger RNA, 3082 nt
Organism: Notolabrus celidotus (New Zealand spotty)
Lineage: Eukaryota; Metazoa; Chordata; Actinopteri; Labriformes; Labridae
Gene: dlgap5
Product: discs, large (Drosophila) homolog-associated protein 5
Biological process (GO): chromosome segregation; regulation of mitotic cell cycle; mitotic spindle organization
Cellular component (GO): nucleus; spindle pole centrosome; cytoplasm
Molecular function (GO): microtubule binding
Source: RefSeq, a predicted model, not a curated record